Molecule: messenger RNA, 1166 nt
Organism: Amphibalanus amphitrite
Lineage: Eukaryota; Metazoa; Arthropoda; Thecostraca; Balanomorpha; Balanidae
Exons: 2
Coding region: 322-729 (135 amino acids)
Source: RefSeq, a predicted model, not a curated record
GCACGUCUCCCGCACUAUCUUUGUAGUAUCUUUGCGACUGAACUCUGAAAAUCCGCCCAGUCAGUUUCUCGGCUGGAGUUUCCCGGUGUUUCGAUAGACACGGGAACUCCCAUAGCCACUGCCGUCUGUUUGCACACACGUUACUCGACCUGAAGCUUCCGCUGCCAACGCAUUGGAGUUUCCGUGAUAUAUGUGCUGCUGGUAUAUAGGCUGAGGGUGACUGUGUGUUGGCGUCAUUCAGCAAAGGACCGCUCCGGAGAUACUGUGGAAGGAAGCCGCAUUUGAGGUCUCAGCUCGACUCAGCUUAGCUUAGUUAGAGCCAUGGACACAGUCAUGGGUACAUUGCUCGGCGCGCUGCGGCACAACUUCGCCCGUGCCGCCGAGCCGAUGACCGCCCCACCGGUAAAGGAAGGUCAGGACAAGGACGGUCAGGACAAUGACGGUCAGGACAAGGACGGUCAGGUCAGGGACGGUGAGGAGGACGCCAACCAGCGGUACGACCCGGCGCAGGACGCUGCUGAGAAGACCUACCACGCCGGCGAGGCGGCCGGGCGCGCCGCGGCAGAGGCCGCCAGCAGCGGCUUCACCGGACCGAGGAAGCACGACCCGGUCAAAACCGGCGGACUGAGGGUGUAUGAGUCAGACAGCGGCACGGUCAGUGUCGGCGUGGGCGCCAGCUCAGACGGAACCGACCACGGCGUGGGGGCGGGCCUCAGACUGGAAUGGUGAACAGUGCAACGGGGAUAGGGUAUGGAUGACUGAGUGAUCUCGAUGGCGUUUUACGAAAGGAUACGGGUGACGGUGUAUAUGGGUGGUAGCUGUGAGCUAGGAAUUUAUGUCUGAUGGUGUACCAACGAACCAUAGGCUGUGGAUUUUCUGCUUGAUUAUGUUUAUUCCUCUCCGAUAUUUUCAAUUCUAGUCAGGUAUCUGUUGACCUGAAAUUGGAAUUGUAUAGAAGCUGGUGACUUAUUGGAACACGAGGGCAUACGCCGCCCUGCACCACACCGGUUGUCUACCUAAAACGAUACCUAGUUUAGCGGUCACUAAUGCCAUGUUUUAGCGAUGUUGCUAUGAAUUAUUUUUGUCGGAUGUGUCAAUGCCCAAUGAUUUCAGCGAGCGUUAAUUAUUGUAAUGAAUGCGUUAUGAAUAAAAUGAAUGCGAUUUCA